GGAGUUGAUGAAAACCUAUAUGAACAGGAUCUUUAUAUAGAUUCCAAAGUUCCAGUUGACAAUACUGAGAACCUUGAUCAGGAAGUUAAUAAUAUUGAGAACCUUGAUGACCAAGAGGUUCCAAAUUAUACUGAGAGUUUUGAUUUAGACAAAGAUGAAUUAAAUAAUUUUAAACUUCCUGCUAAUAAUGAAUAUGAUUUCUUAAAUUUUUCUGACUGA
Molecule: messenger RNA, 219 nt
Organism: Racocetra persica
Lineage: Eukaryota; Fungi; Glomeromycota; Glomeromycetes; Diversisporales; Gigasporaceae
Source: the annotation of a GenBank genome assembly